This is a messenger RNA of Guillardia theta CCMP2712, 674 nucleotides long. RefSeq lists its product as hypothetical. Lineage: Eukaryota; Cryptophyceae; Pyrenomonadales; Geminigeraceae. The coding region runs from base 102 to 530 and encodes 142 amino acids. The transcript has a single exon. The record is from RefSeq and is a predicted model, not a curated record.
CAGGAAUAUCCGUUCGGAGACAAGCUUAGGCCUUAAGUUGUGUUGGCACAUUCUUCCAGACGACAAACAAAACGUCGAGAUUUUGGGUUGGAGAUGAGACCAUGCAGUGGUGGAUGCAUCACAAAGUGACGGCAGAGAGAGGAGGUGAAGAGGAAGUAGUGAUAGACAAGAAGUUUCAAGAAAGACGAAUGAGCAAGGAGGUGUGGGAGGAUUUCUUCGGCGUGAAAGAGGAUCAGAAUCGGAAGCCACAGAGGAGGAAUAGCACAGGGGAGCUGGUACGAAUCGACCUCGAGCAAGUCUGGAGGGCGGCAGAGCGAGACCGACGUCUUCUCCAUAUCCUGUACAGGCUGAAUCACAUCGAAGAGAAUGGGAUCAAACGCCACGUAAUGGACGGCGACAUGCAGGCGUUCCAGAGGAAUGGCUCUGCUCGCAACUUGAUCCAGGCAAACUUGAAGGGUAUGAUGGUUUCUAAAGCUCGACGAGCGUCAUGUCCAACGUUACAGGAUGUGUCGUUGGACUUCCAGAUAUGAAACAAUCCGUGAACUUGGAUCUUUGUUAUGGUGUAGAACCGUGGGAACAAAUGGACCAACGAGUAUAGUGUACCUAAUAAUCGGGGUAUGAAGAGAGAUUGCGUGUGUAAUGUAAUUGAAGGAGUGAAUGUUACUGUGUAACUA